AUGCAGUAUGAGACACGAGGAGCAAUUCUACCAAGCGAUGCACGUACAUUACGCAAUCAAUUACAUGAUAGUACGAGUGGGCAUUGGAAAGAUGUGGAAAUACGAUUACAAGAGCUUGUAUUACAAUGGAAUCCUUAUCAAUAUGGAAGAAGAAGAAAUGAGGAGGAGGAGGAGGAAGAAGAAGAAGAGGCAUUGAACAAGAAGAAUCAGAAGGAGAAACUGAAUUUUUAUCAGAUUUUAGCAUUUGAGCAUCUUUCUCAUCCUCAGACUCAGAUUCCGACAUAUGCUCAUGUAACUAGUGAUGAUAUUAAACGACAGUUUCGUAAAUUGGCAUUGGUUUAUCAUCCUGAUAGACAACAAAAGUGGAAAAAGGAUGCACAAGCAGGAGAAAGGAGAAGUCUCAGAACUGAUAAGAAGAAGGAGAAGGAGAAGCAUAAAGAGAUGGAUUCUAUGCAGUUUGCACGGUUAAGAUUGGCCUAUGAGACAUUAAGUGAUCCUAAAAGACGUGCAGCGUAUGAUGAGAAGCUACUGGAAGCAUUACAACCAAAGAAAUUACAACAUAUGGAUCAUAUGGUGAAGGAUCAAGUGAAAUUAGAAGCGUCGACGGAUUUUGCGUCCUUGGAAUGGAUGGCACGUGUUAAACACAAGAUGGACGUGAUGGAGCGGAUUGCUGAAUGGACUAAGCUAUUGUCACUUGAUGCAACGGAAAUACGAUUUGAAACGGGUGAGCCAUGCUCUGGAAAAGGAUGUGGUAAAAUUGUGAGCAUGGAUCGAGAUUUAGAAUGCUCCGGAUCGCCACGACGUCGUGUAUACGUUUGCCUAUUGCACAAGUACAUCCACGCAUGUGAUGAAAGUUGCACGAGCUUAUUUAGUGACGCCGAAUUGGAUCGACGUGUGUGUCCGAUGCGAGCGUAUUGGCUUAUUCAAAACUGGCUGUUUGAUCAGCUUCAGGCUGCAACGACACAGCAGCAACAGCAGAUAGAGCAACCGUUUACCCCAGGAGCUAACAGGAAUGAGUGUAGACAGCCUUUGCUGAAGAAAGAAAAACAUGCAAAUGAGUGUGAUCAUUCUUCAGCACGGAAAGAGGAGACUACGAUUCCGGUGAUGUGUAAAAUUAAGCCGUCGGAAAUUUACUUGGGCGAUCAAUACACUCGCUUUCAGGUUGAAAAGAGUGCAGAAUGUCAGAGCGAUACAUGUCGAAUGAACUUUCAGUUUCUGGAAGAUGGUAUUUAUGCUUGCCGUCGCCAUGGAACGCCUCACAUCUGCACUUUUGAGCAGUGUGAUCGCCAGGAGCUACGCUUGGGCAGCUACAUUUGCUGGGUAAGCGGUAAAGUUUAUGGUCGUGAACGGGAGCAAGUGGGUACGGACGUGCGCAAACGUCGCGUCGUGUAUUCAGACGAGCAGGGGGACGACAAUUUUGUUGAAAUAGAAGUUCCUGUAAUGCUGCCAUUGGGUAAGACAACAGGAUUUCUGUUAGAAGGCGACUCCUCUUUUCAGCAUUCAAGUGAUAUGUCAUCGCUGUCUCCACCGCCGCCAGACGAGAAAUUGUGGAGCAAGCGGCCACGUGCAGGCUCUGACCGGUGUACUUAUGGCACUUCGUCGCCAUCGCGCAAAGUACGGAAGAGAUUCAAGUGCGACCGAGAUGGAAAAACCUCACCGGCGCGCAAGCGCCUGCACGAACGGUUGGCAUCGAAAAUUGAGCGCGCGGAGACAGCUUCGUUUCACAUAUAUUUAAAGCUACCACCUGCUGUUGCCAUCUUACCAAAGGUAGCGCUGGAGCUGGAAGGUACCGCAGACAGUUCAUAUGAUGGAGGCAUUUCGACCGAAGCGGGUUCUGAUGGUAGCAAGGAGAACUUGUUGCAGAUCUUGCUGCAUUCGUAUCAUACCGUCAAUUAUAUUAAGUACUGGAUGGAAGAGCUUACGGAGCAGCAAUUAUCCGUUUGGGACCAACAGAUAUAUUGGGGUGAUACUCCGAUUGGUGAAGAGGCCGACGUGAUGGUCCUAGAAGAGCAUGGCAUAUCAGCUGGCUGCAUACUUGAACUACGUCUCCACGACGAUUGUCCACUGCUGAUAUCAAAAGAGGCAGAGGAAGAGUUGGACGAUCUUCAGGAAGAAUGGGAGAAUGUUAUAGUUGCUGAAGAGGAGGCUUUCGAGCAAUCUCGUCUUGAGUUGGUGCGUGAAAAGCUGAAGCUUCGUGGUGUUAUCGGACAUACUGAAGUGCUUCGGUACGAUAGUGCCAAGUCGGCACCUCGACUACUUGGCGUAAUUCAAGAGCGAUCUACUGGUGAUGAUGACAUUGAUGGCAAGCAUAGGAGGCAACUAAUUCCACCUAGUGCAGACGGCAAUGGGAUAUGUGAGAAGGAGACAGCUUUGUUGCCGCCGAGGAGCGACAUCUUGGUAAAAGAAGAGCAAGAGCAAGUCCCGAAAGGGGUGGAGGAGAUGCGAUCAUUGUCGAACGACGCCCAACCAGUAAAAAGAGUCAAGAAGGCGUGGGCAAACCGAGAAAACAAGUAA
Messenger RNA from Peronospora belbahrii, 2514 nucleotides. NCBI's taxonomy places the organism in Eukaryota, Oomycota, Peronosporomycetes, Peronosporales, Peronosporaceae. The record is from the annotation of a GenBank genome assembly.